AUGAGAAAUAAUAAUAAUAAAAUUAUUUUUAUCUUAUUGUUGGUUUUGGCGGUUGGCAAUAUUAUUGCAGAGGUUGAAGAACGUAUUAAAUUAUGCGUUGAAAUAGAGUGUGAUGGACAUUGUCCAGUGAAAGCUUCUUGUGACGACAACGAUCUGUGUACUGAUGAUGCUUGUGGUGGUGAUGGUCAAUGUGUACAUACCCCGAUCUCUUGUGAUGAUAGUGACCAGUGUACCACUGACAGUUGUUCUCCAACACAGGGUUGUGUUCACUCUCCAAUGAGUUGUGAUGACGGUAAUCAAUGUACAUCCGAUAGCUGUAGUUCCGAUGGUUGUGUUCAUACUCCAAUCUCUUGUGACGAUGGUAAUGCUUGUACUUCAAAUGGCUGUGACCAAUCUACAGGCUGUGUAUAUACUCCAGCUGACUGUAACGAUGGUAAUCAAUGUACAAUGGAUAGCUGUGAUAAUUCCACUGGCUGCGUUAGUUCUCCAAUCUCUUGUGAUGAUGGAAAUGCUUGUACCGAUGACAGCUGUAAUCCAAUGACUGGCUGCGUUAGUUCACCAAUCUCUUGUGAUGAUGGAAAUGCUUGUACCGAUGAUUCUUGUGACCAAUCCACUGGUUGUGCAGCUACACCGAUCUCUUGUGACGAUGGUAAUGCUUGUACAAACAAAGGUUGUGAUUCAACAUCUGGCUGCGUUUACACACCGAUCUCUUGUGACGAUGGAAAUCAAUGUACUAUGGAUAGCUGUGAUAAUUCCACUGGCUGCGUUAGUUCUCCUAUCUCUUGUGAUGAUGGAAAUGAAUGUACUCACGAUGUUUGUGAUAUAAAAUAUGGUUGCGUUCAUCAUCCGAUCUCUUGCGACGAUGGAGAUGCCUGUACCGAUGAUUCUUGUGACCAAUCCACUGGUUGCGUAGCUACCCCGAUCUCUUGUGACGACGAUAACGCUUGUACCAGUAACAGUUGUGACCAAUCCACUGGCUGCGUUUACACAGGCAUCUCCUGCUCCGAUAACAACGCAUGCACCAACGAUUACUGCAACAACUCAACAGGCUGUGUAUACUCUCCGGUGGUAUGCAGUUCGUCAACCAACAAGUGUCUCUCGAAUGAAUGUGACGUCAACAAAGGUUGUGUUGGUAACACUAUCAAUUGUGACGAUGGCAAUGCCUGUACCACAGACAGCUGCAAUCCAUCGACAGGCUGUGUUUUCACACCGAUCGUUUGUAACGACAACAACAUCUGCACCACCGAUAGCUGCGACCGUGUCAAAGGCUGUUUGAACAUCAACAUUCCAGGCUGCGGAGUAGUUACCAAACCAAGACCAACUGUAUGUCCAACUCGUCCAGCAUGUCCAUGUACAGAAACCUGUUGUGGUGUUCACUGUUGUCCAAACAUUGAUAUCGACAUUGAUAUUGAUUUUGAUUGUUUAUAA
Molecule: messenger RNA, 1428 nt
Organism: Heterostelium album PN500
Lineage: Eukaryota; Evosea; Eumycetozoa; Acytosteliales; Acytosteliaceae
Product: putative prestalk protein
Exons: 1
Coding region: 1-1428 (475 amino acids)
Molecular function (GO): protein binding
Source: RefSeq, a predicted model, not a curated record